AUGAUCUUUCACUAAUUUUUGGUGUUUAUUUUUUGUCUUUUGACUUUCCAGGCUGUGAACGAGACAGGUGGCUGUUUGCCGAUGAGCAGAGUCCUAGAAAAGUAUUAUCUUUCCAUCACGUACAGCCUUGAGUUCAUUUUAGGCUUCACUGGAAACACCAUUGUUAUGUUCGGCUAUAUUUUCUGUCUGAAAAAUUGGAAAAGUGGCAACAUCUACCUGUUUAAUUUAUCAUUAUCAGAUUUAUUAUUUCUUUGUACUCUUCCAGUACUUGUGAACAGCUACUCCAGAGAUCAACCGUCAGUGGAGAGCAUCUUGUGCCACAGCAACAGGUUCCUGUUGCAUGCAAACCUGUAUGGCAGCAUCCUUUUCCUCACCACUAUCAGUAUUGACCGAUACAUGCUCAUAAAAUGUCCUUUCAGAGAACAUUUUCUACAGAAGAGGAAAAUGGCCCUUAUCGUGUCUUUUGCUAUAUGGAUCGGAGUGAUACUGGAAUUGCUGCCAUUGAUGUAUUUCCUGGAGCCUGUAACGCCUGACAAUGAUUACAGUUGUCUUGAUUAUGCAAGCUCUGGAGACCCCGCGAAAAACCUCAUCUAUAGCAUGUUUCUGACGGUCUUUGGGUUCCUUAUCCCUCUCAUGAUCAUGUGCUGCUUCUAUGUGAAGAUGGUUCUUUUUCUUAAAAACAAGAGCGAGCAACUCAGCUCCCUCCUGACGCUUGAAAAACCUCUUACUUUAGUCAUCCUCACAGUGGUUAUCUUCUCAUUGCUUUUUACUCCCUAUCACAUAAUGCGCAAUGUCAGACUUGCUUCCCGAAUACCAGCCUUGAAUGUAUCUAUGUGCACGCAGAGAAUCAUCAACAUCAUUUACAUCAUCACGAGACCCAUUGCGUUUUUAAAUAGUGUCAUUAAUCCUGUUUUUUAUUUCUUAAUGGGUGACCACUUCAGAGAGAUGCUGAUGGCAAAAAUAAGGCAGCUCUCGAGCAGGUUGACAACCACCAGCAAAUGA
Messenger RNA from Aptenodytes forsteri (emperor penguin), 1002 nucleotides. It is a transcript of the gene SUCNR1, whose product is annotated as succinate receptor 1. Gene Ontology annotation, molecular function: G protein-coupled receptor activity. The transcript has a single exon. Gene Ontology annotation, cellular component: plasma membrane. NCBI's taxonomy places the organism in Eukaryota, Metazoa, Chordata, Aves, Sphenisciformes, Spheniscidae. Gene Ontology annotation, biological process: G protein-coupled receptor signaling pathway. The record is from RefSeq and is a predicted model, not a curated record.